AUGCAGAGUGCCAGCAAGUCCCUCAAUGGUGUCAUAUCUGUCCUUUUUAUUCAUUGCAGGGUUUAUUUUUAGCCUGAAACAACUGCUUCCUAAAAAUGGAGUUCCUAAUGACACGGGAGCUGGACACAGCUAUGUAAGGUAUCCAGGGCUUGGCCUGACAGCUUCUCCCGUCUGUCUCUCUCUUUGUUGUGAGUACAGGACAGCAAAGUUUGCUGCUCGUCACCAGCCUUGCAGUGUUUGGGCUCAACACUAGGAAAGCAGCAGAUAGAAACUCAGAGAAACUUAGUUCAAACUUCACCUGGAGUCUUUGGUCUCCCUCUCUUCUCAAAUUAAGAGAGAGGGGCACAUUUACCCACCCUUUGCUGCACUCCAAGGGUGCCCCUAUGAAGGCAAUUUGCUGGAUCCUGGCAGGUUUUUACCUGCUUUUCUGCUGCAAGGCAGAAGAAGGACUGAACUUCCCUACUUAUGAUGGGAAAGACCGAGUGAUCGACCUGAAUGAGAAGAAUUACAAGCAGGCACUGAAGAAGUAUGACAUGCUCUGCCUGCUCUUCCAUGAGCCUGUGAGCUCUGACAAGGUCUCCCAGAAGCAGUUCCAGAUGACAGAGAUGGUCCUGGAGCUGGCAGCUCAGGUCCUGGAGCCCAGGAGCAUUGGCUUUGGGAUGGUGGACUCCAAGAAGGAUGCCAAGCUUGCCAAGAAGUUAGGCUUGGUUGAAGAGGGAAGUCUCUAUGUCUUUAAGGACGAGCGGUUGGUGGAGUUUGAUGGGGAACUGUCUGCAGAUGUCUUGGUGGAAUUUCUCUUGGAUUUGCUAGAAGACCCCGUGGAGGUCAUAAACAGCAAGCUGGAGCUUCAGGCCUUUGACCAGAUCGACGACGAAAUCAAACUCAUCGGCUACUUCAAGGGAGAAGACUCAGAACAUUACAAGGCAUUUGAAGAAGCUGCUGAACAAUUCCAGCCCUAUGUCAAGUUCUUUGCCACCUUUGACAAAGGGGUUGCCAAGAAGCUAGGCCUAAAGAUGAAUGAGGUGGACUUCUAUGAACCCUUUAUGGAUGAGCCUGUUCACAUCCCCGAUAAGCCCUACUCGGAAGAGGAGUUGGUUGAUUUUGUGAGAGAGCACAGAAGGGCCACCUUGAGGAAGCUGCGCCCAGAGGACAUGUUUGAGACGUGGGAGGAUGACAUGGAGGGUAUCCACAUCGUAGCCUUUGCUGAAGAAGAUGACCCAGAUGGUUUUGAGUUCCUGGAAAUCCUGAAGCAGGUUGCCAGGGACAACACCGAUAAUCCCGACCUGAGCAUUGUCUGGAUUGACCCUGAUGACUUUCCUCUGCUCAUCACUUACUGGGAGAAGACCUUCAAGAUUGACCUGUUCAGACCACAGAUCGGGGUGGUGAACGUCACGGACGCUGACAGCGUCUGGAUGGACAUCAGAGAUGAUGAUGACCUGCCCACAGCCGAGGAGCUGGAGGACUGGAUAGAGGACGUGCUUUCCGGGAAGAUAAAUACCGAAGACGAUGACGACGAUGAAGAUGACGAUGAUGACGAUGAUGAUGAUGACGACGAUGACGAUGACGACGAUGACGACGAUGACGACGAUGACGAUGACGAUGACUAACUGUGACUCUGUGCAGUUUGACUUGUGGGGCCCGAGAGCCCUUGCCCUGCGGCAGGUCCCUCCAUUGGAAGACCUAUGUUUGAGCAUCAGCAAGCACCGCCGCUCCUCUUUCCCCCCUGCCCCGCUCCCCCUGCCCUCGCCCGUGCCGGGACCCCCUCGCCUGAUUCCCAGCGGUGCUGAGCCACCGGGACUGCCCCUGCGGAGGGCAGCACCUGCAGGCACCCAGCACCGCUGCAAAUCAUGCCUCCUUAGUAAGGACAGCAGGAAUCUGCAGGGAAUCUGCCCCGAGUGUCCCAGGGCAGGAGAAAAGUGCCUGCCUGCUUACUGCCAGAGGGACGCAGGGAGCCAGUUUGUAUUUUCUGUGUUCAUUAGCCCAGCACUUAACAUCCAAAGACCAAAUCUCACUUCAAGACAUAGGGAAAACCCUAACUGUAAAGUUUAGCCCUUUUAUUAAACACAAUGCCCUUUGCAGCUACUCUGCCAAGACCACUCAAUCCUGCAAGUUCUGCUGCGGGAGUCUGUAGCAUGCUAAGUCCCUAACAUGCUAAGAGCCAGAAAAAUGCUUUGGGAGGGGAGGGAGGUUUUAGGGAUGCUAUUAAAGUUUUCAGUGAUUCCACGUAA
Molecule: messenger RNA, 2228 nt
Organism: Cyanistes caeruleus (blue tit)
Lineage: Eukaryota; Metazoa; Chordata; Aves; Passeriformes; Paridae
Gene: CASQ2
Product: calsequestrin 2
Biological process (GO): regulation of cardiac muscle contraction by regulation of the release of sequestered calcium ion
Cellular component (GO): sarcoplasmic reticulum lumen; Z disc
Molecular function (GO): calcium ion binding
Source: RefSeq, a predicted model, not a curated record